ACUGCAUCGUAAAUUUUUAUUAUACAAAAGACAAAAGAGAAUGUGUAUCAUAUACAUAUUGAUAACGAUUUAAGCGAAAUACUGGUAGUUUAGUGAUUGGCUUCUGUUCUAAUUUUAAAUUCUAAUACGAAGUAACAAUUUAACCAGUGAGCUGACUUUGGGAUCCUACAAUACCUACCUACAUAACAAUAAGACCGUAAGAAGAAAAAAAUUAAAUUGUUACGAAAAAUGUCUGAAAAACUCAACCCCGAAAAGUCCGAAAUAUUAUCUCAAGAAUGGACAUUUACUGUAUCUGUAUCCAAUAUAGGACCUAAGGAGAAGGUGGUUAUGGCAGGAAAUAUUGCUGAACUCGGAGAAUGGGAUUAUAAAAAAGUUGUUCUGCUUCACCAAGUUGAAGAUACAGAUAUAUGGACUAUUACUAUAAUUAUACCUAAUACUUGUGAUGUAUUCUACCGCUAUGCCAUAUGUCUUUUUAAUGAAGAAACCAAAGACAUAAUUGUACGGCGAUGGGAAACUAACAUUCAACCUAGAGUAAUUAAAGAAAAUAUGCUACAUCCAGUUACAGAUACAUUUGGUGAAUAUGGUGGAAAGCAAAACAUUUGUAGGGGAUGGCUGACCUCCCAAAGCUUAGUUCAGUUCAAAUUUAAUAACAAUCCUUUAAAACUAAAAAGUCGUUUUGUUGGUAGACUAAUAAAUAUAAAGAUAACUCCUGUUAAGUUAUCUUUUGGCGCUGAGCCUCAAAUAGAAGAUUCAUCUCUUAGUACAGAUACAGCAGAUGUUGAAAUUCCCGUUGGUGUUUUUGUUGAAAUAGCAACCCUUGAUAAUGACCCAUCUAUUUGUAACCUUCAACCUCAAGAACAAUUUGGUCGAGAAUAUAAGCCAAAUGAUAUCAUGUUAGUCAAUGUCUUAGCACCAAACCCUAAAAGUCUUGCUUAUCUCAUAGAUUUCUAUUCAUAUAGCACUCGUGCUUCGGUUGAAGAACCUCCAUGUCAUAUAGGGUAUACAUAUGUUUUGCCAAACAUGUUUAAGCCUUCAGAAGGCUCAUUGGAGUUGCCGGUUACCUGUAAUGUUAAGCAUCGACCCCUUGGUACAAUACAUUUUGAAUAUCUUAUUGUAUCUCCUAUGGAGGAUAGCCUCUGCAAUUUGGAAACAACUUAUGCUAAGCACUGGGAUCCAUCUUGGACUGGACUAGAAGUUGGCCACAGGGGAUUAGGUGCAAGCUUCAAAACUAAGGAGGGAAAUGCCAUUCGUGAAAACACAAUAGCUUCCCUUAAAAAGGCAGCUGCCAGCGGGGCAGACAUGCUGGAAUUUGAUGUGCAACUCAGUAAAGACAUGAUACCAGUAAUUUAUCAUGAUUAUCAUGUGUGUAUUUCAAUGAAAAGAAAAAAAGAAGUUGACUUCACAGAAAUGCUAGAAUUGCCUGUCAAAGAUUUGACCUUGGAGCACCUACAGAAACUUAAGGUGUACCAUUUAGUAGAAGGUCGUAACCAUGAAAUUUUGUUUUUUGAUGAAGAUUUAGAAGAACAUCAACCUUUUCCAACACUUGAAGAUGCUCUCAAAAAGAUAGAUGUACAUGUCGGUUUCAACAUUGAGCUUAAGUGGACUAUGGAAUUGAAUGAUGGCACCUUUGAACUAAAUAAUCCAUUUGACAUGAAUACAUAUGUUGACAAGGUCUUAGAAGUUGUUUUGAAACAUGCCGGAGAGCGUCGUAUUGUUCUUUCUUGUUUCAACCCCGAUAUAUGCACUAUGGUUCGAAACAAACAGAAUAAAUAUCCAGUCAUGUUUUUAACAGUGGGAGUUUCUGAAAAGUAUCAGCCAUACCGUGAUCCGAGGUGCUUGACUAUACCAGCGGCUGUCCAAAACGCUAUUAGCUCCGAUAUUUUGGGCAUUGUCGUGCACACUGAGGAUUUACUCCGAGAUCCUACUCAGGUGAAACUAGUGACAGACGUCGGUUUGGUCAUAUUUUGCUGGGGAGAUGACAAUAACGAUAAGAAUACUAUAAAAAAGCUCAAGGAAAUGGGCUUGCAUGCUGUGAUAUAUGAUAAACUCGACAAGUAUACCACUAAAGAAGUUAAGGAUAUGGCUGGUCCAACUGUAGCAGAGUAAAGGUACCACACACAGGUGUCUCAAAAACCAAACAAAUACAAACCUGUUAAAACUUUGAAUGUGUUCUAUGGUGUGUUUGGUUUUGGGUCAUUUGGUUUUUGUAAUUAAUAGGUAGACAGCGUGCUAAACAAUUUUGAUUUUUUUGUUUCUAAACAUUGGUCCCCAUCAAGCCUAUUUACAGAAUCUAUUUAUCAUAUUUUUUAUUAAAUUUGCCUGCAAAAGUUAAAGGAAUAAGCUAAGAUAAGGAUGAGAUACGUCGAAAUAGAAGACGUGUUUAAAUGCCUUUAACCUUUUCAGGAUAUAUCAAACUGCAUUGAGGUUUAUUAGCAUCCUUUAUCAUAAUAAAAAAAGUGUUGUAUCCAGGACGUAGCGCAGAUAAUUUUUAAACUGAAAUCAUGGAGAGUAUUUUUUAUUGCGGAAUAGUGCCUCUGAUAAAUCAGUUACGAAGUAAACUUCAUUUUUAGACUGUGUGUCUAGCAAUAAAUUAUUGUUACAUUUACAAUCGCUUUUACUUUUCAAUUUUACUCAUAAGUAAAUUAAAUAACAAUUAGGAGUAGAUUUAAUAUAUUUAUUGAAUAACAAAAAUGUGUAUAAAGAAUAUAUUAUUAAUGACUAAAUAUUAUAUGAAUAAAUAAAUUUUGUAAAGGACGGAAUGUUAUUUUUUAAUCACAACAACUAGCUACCUUUUAUAAAAUUACUUGAGUUUCUAAAACUGCUAUAAAUAUAUUUGGAAUACUAUGUCGAUUCCAUUGCAAUAAGUAUAACAAAAAAAUAAAUGAAUUUAUUAUUAUAAUACAAAUGUGUUAAAUCUUUAAAAUUGAUUGUGCGCAAAAUUAUUGCUACUCAUUUUAUUUCAGUUUCAAAUAUUCACAAACUUGAAUAAAAUUGAGCUUUGGCUUAAAGUUAAAAUUCCUACCUAUAUUAAAAUUCCAAUUCUAUCUAUACAUAUAUUUAUGUUAAUUGUAAGCUGAAUUACAUAGUAAACAAUAAUAAUUUAAUGAUA
Messenger RNA from Nymphalis io (European peacock), 3109 nucleotides. RefSeq names its product glycerophosphocholine phosphodiesterase GPCPD1. Gene Ontology annotation, biological process: glycerophospholipid catabolic process. The transcript has 8 exons. Gene Ontology annotation, molecular function: glycerophosphocholine phosphodiesterase activity; starch binding. The record is from RefSeq and is a predicted model, not a curated record. Bases 229 to 2106 code for a protein of 625 amino acids. Lineage: Eukaryota; Metazoa; Arthropoda; Insecta; Lepidoptera; Nymphalidae.